Molecule: messenger RNA, 1044 nt
Organism: Hyphopichia burtonii NRRL Y-1933
Lineage: Eukaryota; Fungi; Ascomycota; Pichiomycetes; Serinales; Debaryomycetaceae
Exons: 1
Coding region: 1-1044 (347 amino acids)
Source: RefSeq, a predicted model, not a curated record
AUGACUGAAUACGUCAAUGCGAUCCCUUCCCUGGGGACGGACUUUGAAAGUCUUUCAUCAGAAGAAACCCCCACAGAAAGUUGUUCCUCUGAGGAGUUUACCGACUGUAAUGAUUAUGAAGCAGUCACUGACUCAUUUAAUUUACUAAGUUUGAAUAGCUCCACGUCCAGUUUCUCGGGAAUCUCGACUCCCAGUUCGCCCAUCGAAAGCGAAGGAAGUUAUGUAUUUGCCAGUGCUAGCCUGGUAUCGAACGACCGCACCAUGCCAAUUGUGGAUGCGGACCAUUCAGCCUAUGAUUCUGAUAAUGUUAGUACUGAAAGUGAAGAGCUGGAUACCGGGGCUGAAGAUGUAGAUACUGAGAAUGAACUGGAAAGUGCAGAACCCAAACAACCUGAAUUGGUCCACGAUGAAGACGAUGCCGCUGGUGAUUCCGAUGAAGAAGAUGGUUUGAGAGUGGUUUAUGAAAACGAUCGUUUUCGAAUCAAGUCCAAUAACCGUGCCGACAUUUUGGCAAGAACCAUUGCUUAUCGGGAUGCCCAUUGCCGAUUUAAUUCCACUGAGUACCAUUUAAUUGAUUUUCUCAUUAAAAACGACUCAAUAUUGAAUAGUAAGCGGAGUAUGCUUCUAUUGAUAAGAUUGGCCAUUCUGUGUGCCCAGGGAGGCAGAAGAAGAUUCAAUGAUACAUCGGGACAGUAUUUCAAUCGGAUCAGAUCCACAUUUAUCGGAAUAGUCGGUACAUCCGAACAUUUGAAUGUGAAUCUAUUCUGUUUAAUGGGAGCUUACAUUUUGCGAAGCUUUAGUGUAUCUUCUGAUAUGAUGGACUCCUUUUGGAGCAUGGACGGGGUUACUGAAAUCAGAAAUAUGUAUCGGAAAACAAGAAGGCAAAUUGGUGGCAAUCAUAUUUGGGAACCCAAUAGAAAACAAGGCACGAUCUCCUAUGUAAAGUGGGAAAUCUUAAGACAGAAAUCCAAAACAUUUAAGUAUGAUGAAGAUUUUGGCUUGCUCAUUAUGAAUAUGAUUGGUCUUGACUUAUGCCUUGACUAG